Molecule: messenger RNA, 3932 nt
Organism: Sycon ciliatum
Lineage: Eukaryota; Metazoa; Porifera; Calcarea; Leucosolenida; Sycettidae
Exons: 16
Coding region: 153-3596 (1147 amino acids)
Source: RefSeq, a predicted model, not a curated record
AUUGGCUUAAAUGCAAUUAUGGCUCAGAAAUAUGGGUUGGUUUUGCCGAUAGCAAUAAAACCUGGCAGGAAGCAGAACACAGGUGUCAAAGACUGGAUGCACACAUCUUGAACGAUGAUCAGCUAGCUCAUUGUAAUGAUAUACUUCAAGGCAUGGUACAGCAAGAAUUUCACUUGGGCCAUACGAAAUUGGUGGAUUCCGCGUCGUUUAGGGAUAUAGGCUUCGCCAUGGGUAGAGAUCUGAUGUUCAGGCCAGCACACGACAAUGGGCAUAAAUGCGCUUAUUACAAUGCCCAGAAUUACUUUGCUUUAACACAAUGUGAUGGACGUGGUGCUGGCCCAAAACGCUUCACUCCGAUAUGCGGGAGGAAUCUCAACAAAGGCUUCCCAAACACAACUUGCUGGAGUAACAACCGGUUCCAUCUGUUUCUUCUUCAUACGAUUGCCUUCGGGUCUCAUCACGCCCACGAGGUCUGCAGCAAUCUCGGAGGUUCUGUUCUUCGAGACGACUACCAUGAACUAAAGUGUGUGCAGAGUCUGUUGAGUGAGCCCCAGCAGUCGCACACCCUGCACAGCCCUGAACCGCCAUCCCCGGCCCGAGAUAACCUGGAAAUACAUGUGUACAACAGCAGCAGCAGCAACAGGGACGGAGAAGGUUGCCCCUACAUGAACAUGUCGAGCGGCGCUGUUGUCGUCAGGCCAUGUAACUUGGCGCGGCCGGUCGUGUGCAAGAUCACCCCGAACUAUCCGCAAGGAUACGACAGUAGAAGCAUCCGGGGAUCCAAUGGUCACAGCGAGAUCGACUGCAAGCCUGGCCUCCACAGGCACUGUGCCUCUCCGCCAUGCGUCAAUGGCCUCAGUCCUGCCAGAACUAGCGGACAGGGACGAGCCAGGGUCUGGAGCAAUCUGUUCACCUGCGAGAAAACAGCUGGUGCUUGCCGCAUUCACGCACCAGCAAACGGCUCCGCAUAUCCAUUACAUUCAACGAUCGGUGUUGACAGUCUGGUACACUAUCAAUGUAAUAUAGGAUUCACAUUGGUCGGAGCAUCCCGUGCAUCAUGCUUGCCAACGGAGCAACUCUCCGACGCUGUACCUGUGUGCGAACCUACGAAAUGUGUCAUUCAAACUCCUGAGUUUGGCAGAACGUGGCCAGCCGUGAAAGCGGUCGAUGCGGACGAGCAUGUGACAUUCGAAUGCUUCCAGGGGUACAGAGCGAUUGGUGCACGGAGCCUGCAGUGUCAGUUUUCAGGAGAAUUUGACUCGCCGCCACCAGUUUGCCAAAGUACAUCGACCAAAUGUGCCAUCCACGCCCCUCAGUUCGGCAAUGUUAGACCAAGCAACUCGCAUGUAGAAUCAGGCGAGGACGUGUCCUAUACGUGUGAGCUGGAGUACCGACUGGUAGGUAACAACAAAGCAACAUGCAAUAACAGCCGACUCUCCGCUAGCCCCCCGACAUGCCAAGCGACCAAAUGUGCCAUUGAAGCCCCUGAGUUCGGCAAUGUGAAUCCAAGCAGAUCGCAUGUAGGGUCCGGCGACAAAGUGUACUACUCCUGUAAGUUGGGUUUCCGAAUGGUUGGUAGCAACAGAUCAACAUGCCAUCUUGGAGAACUCUCCGCUAGCCCACCGAUAUGCCAAGGCCCAACGUUUCCAGCGGGCUAUGACAGCAGCAAUACGAUCAUUGAUCCGGUCCGCGGCACAUUCCGUUGUGCGGAGGGCUCACACGAGCAAUGCGAGCAGCCUCCCUGCGCCGGUGGAGAGAGGAACAACCCUCUCCAAGCUAUCAACGUGGAUGGACGCCAGGUCUGGAGCAACCUUCCACACUGCCAGGACUCUUUUGAAUGGCAGAGCUGCAGUGAAAAGACACAGAUUUGGAUAAGUCCGCCGGGUUCUCAGCAUAAAAACUGGAAGAAUGCCGAAAUGCUGUGCCAAGAAAGAGGUGGUGACUUGAUCGACAUAACACAGGUGGAAGGAUGUACUUCGAAGCUUGCUCGCUUCACUGAUGGCUUUCACAUUGGUGUCACGACGCUGGUGAGCGCCGCUAGUUUCAGAAGCCUUGGGGACAACUUGAAAAGCGUUAACGUUUCUGAAUACCCACUCACUACCAAAUGUGCAUACGUGAACCUUGGUUCAAGCAAAGACACUACUCCCAGAAGCACGCUAUGUGACAGCAGCAAGCAAGCCGCUGAUGGAGACGGUGCAACCCUGAAGCUCUUCCGGCCUGUUUGUGCAAGGCCUGUCGGCACACCUGCCAUUGCCAGAUCCUGCUGGAGUGGCGGCCAUCUUCGCCAGUACGUUUUCCACUCAAUCGCCUUUGGAGCAAACCACGCAGAAGAGCUGUGUAAUCGAGCCGAUGGCGUUCCAGCUAGGCACAUUGCCGAUGAGCUAGGCUGCAUACAGCAACUUGUUGACAACUCAAUUCUGCGCGAUAAUGGCGUAAACGACCUGCGGAUCCACGUGACAGACAGGAACGGCCACCGGUCGGGACACAGGUGCCCGUAUCUUAACCUCCCGGACAAGAGCAUCCAGUACCGGGCGUGUGACAAAGCACAGCCAGUCGUCUGUGUCAGAACCCCGGCCUUUCCAGACGAUUACGACUUGACACAUGUCGUUAAGGACUAUGGCAGAUCCACAUUCCGGUGCCGAGACGGUUACAUUGGCAACUGUGACACGGCUAAUUGUGCCGGCGGCCGUGCAAAUAUUUCUGCAGUCACGAGCUGGCUUGAGGAUAGAAGUGAGAUUUGGAGCAACCUUCCUACCUGCAAACCUAUGCGGGAAAUUUCCGGCUUCUGCGAGAGUGAUAGUCAAAUCGGUAAAUACAUCUAUCACGCCAGUGUCGCUGACCAUGACGCAGCCCAGGCAGUCUGUGCUGAGUAUGGCACAUUCCAUUACAGUCGGCCCUCAGCCGGAGAAUGCGCAUCUGACUUAGUGAGUAACUCAGUAGCACUGAAGGGCCACAUCACUCCCAAUCUGAUGCUGCAUUCGGCCACCGUACUCCUCAAUGGAAGCUGCGCGUUCAGGAAUCUGACCAGCGACUCCCGAACAUUCGGUGCCUGCAACCUGACACAGCCAGUCGUUUGCGGAAUAUUCCCGCUCUUUCCAGCUCAUUACGCCGCUGAUCUCGUCGAGUGGGACUUCGAAACGUCCGCAUUCCUCUGCGUGGAUGGCUUCCACACAUCGUGCAAUCGACGUCCAUGCGCUCCUGGCAGUCAGAUCACCCCGGCGACCUUCGCCAAGCAAGACGGCGGAUCCGUUGUCUGGAGUAAUCUUCCUACUUGUCGCAGAAACCCUAUCCACAAAACGUGCGGUCAAUUCAACUUGACUGUCCACUUUGGAGAGCUACCAUCACCGCACUCGCGAGUGCACUGCGUGAGCGAAGCUAAAGUGCUGAUGGUACUAAAACGGCACAGGAGAUUGGAGAGGAGGUUCUUAUGCUACAGGGAUCUGAUGCUGAAGAUCCGCAAUCUGGGCGUAGGCACUCUGCACAUCCUAACUAAGAAGAAGGAGGUGCACAGCGAGACGUUGGAAGACACUGCAUCAGCCACGCCGUCCGGAGGAGUAGCCUACAUCUGCACUGGUGAAACUUCUAACCGAGCCUGACGAGGCUUGUAAUUCCCCGGCGAUGAAUAUGAGCACCGUCUGCGCCGAUAUGGACAUGUUCUGGUAACCGCGGAUUGUGUUCGCCAGCCCGCUGUUGCCAGCGACACAUCCGUGCAAUGCACUGGUGUUCAUGAUCGAAAACCCACAACGAAACGAACCUGUUAAUCUCCUCACUAUACUUUUCUCUUUCUCUUUUUCCAUUGAAUUGAUCUGUGAUUGUGUAAAAGUAUUUAUUAACUUCUUUUUUUCACCAGACUCAUGUUUGACUAAUUGUUUCAAGAAAUGAAUCACUUGAAUGCUUUCCCCUUAAUCAGCUGUACCUCUCUGUAGCUCUAA